GAAGUGCCCCGUCACCCUGCGGAGCGAGAGCGCCGCAAAGCAAGGCCCUGCUCCCGAGGAGCCCAAGGUGGAUACGAAGCUUGCGGCAGAGGCAGACCCUCAGCUGACCGCACAGAAAGCUGCAGAGAUCGCGUACAGCAAGAAACAGGAGAAG
This is a messenger RNA of Effrenium voratum, 154 nucleotides long. NCBI's taxonomy places the organism in Eukaryota, Dinophyceae, Suessiales, Symbiodiniaceae. The record is from the annotation of a GenBank genome assembly.